AGUAAAAGCUCCGUCGGACAGACAAACAAACUCAACACCCUCAGAUCAAAAUUCAAAAACCCUAAUUAAAAUGUCUUCGAUUGUUCUUCGAUCUCGGAUACUUUCAAGUAAAUGCAGGUCAGAGAUCAUUAAUCGGAGGGUUUUAAGUUCAGGAGUCGAUUCCUCCUCUUCAAAUUCAUCUAGAGAAACGAUCAUUGCUUCACAAGCCGUUCUUUCCGAUCAAUCUCAGGUUCCUCCUCCUCCUCGUCCGGCGCCGGAAACUGCGCCACAAGCGUCGGGAGAGAAGGCUUGGAGCAUUCUCAAGUACGGACUCAUCGCGGUUGUUACUGGAACUGCCGGUUAUGCUGGUUAUCUCUCUUAUAAGUGUUCGUACGAGGAAGUAGAUCAGAAGGCAAAGGCAUUGCGGGCUGCAGCAAGCUUUGCUUCUGGUGAAGAUGCACAUGCACCCGCUGUUGAUAAAUAUCGAGGCUUGCUUUACUCUGCGGUUAUGGCAGUUCCAUGUAAAGCAGUUGAAUCUUAUCUGGAUCUCAGGAGGUUAGUGGAAGAAAAUGUGUCGGAAUUUACUGAGCCAACCUCAGAUAAGCUUCUGCCUGAUUUGCAUCCUCAAGAACAACAUGUUUUUACGCUUGUCCUGGAUCUGAACGAGACAUUACUUUAUACAGAUUGGAAGCGAGAGAGAGGCUGGCAUACCUUCAAAAGACCCGGUGUUGAUGCCUUUUUGGAACAUCUGGCAAAGUACUACGAAAUUGUUGUGUACUCUGACCAGAUGAAUAUGUACGUCGAUCCUGUCUGCGAAAGGUUGGAUCCUAACCAUUGUAUACGAUAUAGGCUAUCAAGGGGUGAUACUAAAUAUCAGAAUGGCAAGCAUUAUAGAGAUCUUUUGAAGCUUAACAGGGAUCCGGCCAAGAUUUUAUAUGUGAGUGCUCAUGCUUUUGAGUCUAGCCUUCAACCUGAAAAUUGUGUCCCUAUUAAACCUUUCAAGCUUGAAGGCGAGGAUACAACACUUUUGGAUCUUAUUCCAUUCCUUGAAUACAUUGCCCGGAAUAGUCCAACCGAUAUCAGACAAGUAUUACAAUCUUAUGAAAGAAAAGAUAUCGCAAAAGAGUUUCUCGAGCGUUCUAAAGAGUAUCAGAGGCGAAAGCAAGAACAGAGGCAGCAGCAAGGUCGUUUCUGGCGGCGAUGAGGACAGAGUAAUGUAUAUUUGAUGGAAUCAAAAGAAUGUGAUCAAGAUCAAGCUUCAAUUUUGCAGGUAAAAAAAACAAAUUUUUUCGAUAAAUUAUACGUUGAUGAAUCACAUCUUUCGCCGCAUUAUUUAAACGUCGGACAAAAUCACUAGUGAUUUUUUUCUGGUCUAGAUGUGAGAAAGUUUCCAGUGUCU
Hibiscus syriacus is the source of this 1378-nucleotide messenger RNA. Its product is annotated as mitochondrial import inner membrane translocase subunit TIM50-like. Lineage: Eukaryota; Viridiplantae; Streptophyta; Magnoliopsida; Malvales; Malvaceae. The coding region runs from base 71 to 1183 and encodes 370 amino acids. The record is from RefSeq and is a predicted model, not a curated record. Gene Ontology annotation, molecular function: phosphoprotein phosphatase activity. The transcript is spliced from 10 exons.